AUGUCUAAUAGAGUAGCAUCAGGAACUAAUCCAGCAGCAUUAGCAGCUGCUCAAGCAUCACAUAAUCCAAUAAUAUCUAAAAAUACAAUGAUGGGUCAACAUCAUCAUCAAGUAAAUGGUUCAACAAAUUUAGUAAGUUCAUCAUCUAAUUCAACAGCAACAAAUAAUAAUAAUUCAAAUUCUUCAGUUGUUGGUUUACAUUAUAAAAUUGGUAAAAAAAUUGGAGAAGGUUCAUUUGGUGUAAUAUUUGAAGGUACAAAUAUAAUAAAUGGUGUACCUGUAGCAAUAAAAUUUGAACCAAGAAAAACUGAAGCUCCUCAAUUAAGAGAUGAAUAUAGAACUUAUAAACAUUUACAAGGUUGUCCUGGUAUACCAAAUGCUUAUUAUUUUGGUCAAGAAGGUUUACAUAAUAUUUUAGUUAUAGAUUUAUUAGGUCCAUCAUUAGAAGAUUUAUUUGAUUGGUGUGGACGUAGAUUUAGUGUUAAAACAGUUGUACAAGUUGCUGUUGAAAUGUUAAGUCUUGUUGAAGAAGUACAUCGUCAUGAUUUAAUUUAUAGAGAUAUAAAACCUGAUAAUUUUUUAAUAGGACGUCAAGGUUUAAGUGAUGAAAAUAAUGUUCAUUUAAUUGAUUUUGGAAUGGCAAAACAAUAUAGAGAUCCAAGAACAAAACAACAUAUUCCAUAUAGAGAAAAAAAAUCUUUAAGUGGUACAGCAAGAUAUAUGUCAAUAAAUACUCAUUUAGGUAGAGAACAAUCAAGAAGAGAUGAUUUAGAAGCUUUAGGUCAUGUAUUUUUUUAUUUUUUAAGAGGUCAAUUACCUUGGCAAGGUUUAAAAGCUCCAACAAAUAAACAAAAAUAUGAAAAAAUUGGUGAUAAAAAAAGAACUACACCUGCUGUAACAUUAUGUGAUGGUUUACCAAAUCAAUUUGCUGAAUAUUUAGAUUCUGUAAGAUCAUUACCAUUUGAUGCUGAACCACCUUAUGAAGAAUAUAGAAUGUUAUUAAUAUCUGUAUUAGAUGAUUUAGGUCAAUCGUGUGAUGGAGAUUAUGAUUGGAUGCAUUUAAAUGGAGGUAAAGGUUGGGAUUCAUCAAUAAAUAAAAAACCAAAUUUACAUGGAUAUGGACAUCCAACUCCUCCAAAUGAUCGUGAAAGAAGACAUAGAGAUCAAAGAAGAAGUAGACAAAAUCAACAAACUCAUCAACAACAACAACAAACUCAACAAACACAAUCUCAACAACCACAAUCAUCACAUCAACAACAAAAUCAACAAUUGGCACAAAAUCAAUAUCAACAACAACUGCAAUCACAACAACAAUUAUCAGCAGCUCAAUUACAUCAACAAAAAUUACAACAUUUAGUAAACAGACCAUUACCACCAAUUAAACAAGAAGGUUCAAAUUCACAAUUACCAAAUCAACAAGGAGGAGAGUUAUUACAAAAUGGAGAUCAAAAUGGAGGAAAUAAAUAUGAAGGUUAUAAUAUGAAUCAAUAUCCUCAACAACAACAACAACAUCAACAACAAGAUCAAUUAGAUGGUGAUGAAGAAAAAGGAUUCUUUUCAAAAUUAUGUUGUCAUUAG
Molecule: messenger RNA, 1578 nt
Organism: Lodderomyces pseudojiufengensis
Lineage: Eukaryota; Fungi; Ascomycota; Pichiomycetes; Serinales; Debaryomycetaceae
Gene: YCK2
Product: serine/threonine protein kinase
Exons: 1
Coding region: 1-1578 (525 amino acids)
Biological process (GO): endocytosis; signal transduction; peptidyl-serine phosphorylation
Cellular component (GO): cytoplasm; nucleus
Molecular function (GO): protein serine/threonine kinase activity; ATP binding
Source: RefSeq, a predicted model, not a curated record